Impatiens glandulifera is the source of this 2552-nucleotide messenger RNA. Its product is annotated as receptor protein kinase-like protein ZAR1. NCBI's taxonomy places the organism in Eukaryota, Viridiplantae, Streptophyta, Magnoliopsida, Ericales, Balsaminaceae. Gene Ontology annotation, cellular component: nucleus. Bases 229 to 2406 code for a protein of 725 amino acids. Gene Ontology annotation, molecular function: DNA binding; protein kinase activity; ATP binding. Gene Ontology annotation, biological process: protein phosphorylation; regulation of DNA-templated transcription. The transcript has 3 exons. The record is from RefSeq and is a predicted model, not a curated record.
GAGAGAGAGUAAAGCUUUGAGAAUCCGCCGGCGGUGAGGUGCGGGUCCCACUCCGGCGAUCUCUUCGCUAUCAAGUCUCUAUCCUUAUCAUCAUAAAUACUCCAACCAAUCGAUACACAAAUAUCUCUCAGAUCGAUCCACGUAACUUGAUAUUGUUUGUUUGAUUCUUCAAUUCGAAUCAUCUUCUUCUUCAUCCGCUGCUGCUGCUGUUGCUGAAUUUUGAUUACUAUGUUCCGCUUCCAAUUUCUUACAGUUACGUUUCUCUUCCUUUCAAUCACUACUACUAAUCAUGUGCAUUUUGCGGUUUCUCUAUCCGCCGACGGACUCUCACUUCUCUCAUUCAAGUCCGCCAUGGAUGACGGUGGUUUAGCCUUACCGGAUUGGGACAGCGCCGAUAAAAACCCUUGCCAUUGGACCGGGAUUACAUGUAUCAAUAUAUCUUCUUCUGCUGCUUCUAGUGACGAGCCUCGCGUAGUCGGGAUCGCACUCUCUGGAAAGAAACUCAAAGGAUAUAUUCCAUCCGAGCUUGGAUCUCUAUACUACCUUCGCCGUCUCAAUCUCCAUGCUAAUAGCUUAUACGGAACAAUACCUGAUCAGCUUUUCAAUGCUUCUUCUCUCCAUAGUCUGUAUCUAUAUGAUAACAAUCUAUCUGGCUCUAUUCCUCCUUCUAUCUGUGGUCCGUCGCGGAUUUUGAACAUCGAUCUCUCGCAUAACUCUAUUUCCGGCGAAAUUCCAAAGGAUCUUCGCAAUUGCCGGCAGUUACAGAGGCUAAUACUCGCUAGGAAUAGUUUAUCAGGAGAGAUUCCUCUAGGUAUUUGGCCAGAAAUGGCGAAUUUGCUUCAGCUUGAUCUAUCAGAUAAUAAUCUAAGUGGAUCAAUUCCUCAAGACUUUGGCGAGCUUAAAUCUCUAACAGGAACACUUAAUCUGUCAUUCAAUCAUUUCUCCGGUACUCUUCCUAAAUCCUUGGGUGAUUUACCGAUGACCGUCAGUUUCGAUCUCCGUGAUAACAAUGUCAGCGGCGAAAUUCCUCAGUCAGGUUCGUUUACUAACCAAGGUCCAACCGCGUUUCUUAAUAAUCCUUUCCUAUGCGGCUUUCCUCUACAGAAAUCUUGUCUGAACAGUUCACAAUCCGUCAACGGAACUGAAAACCCUCCGCCUGGAUCCGAUAACACAGCUUCGAAGAAGGGACUUAAUCCAGGUUUGAUCAUUCUGAUUUCUGUAGCGGAUGCUGUUGGAAUAUCAUUCAUUGGUCUGAUAAUACUCUAUCUGUACUGGAGAAAGAAGGAUUCUCAUGGCUGUAGUUGCAGAGGCAAGGAAAAACUGGGUGAUAAUCCAGGGACCAUAUUCUCUUCAUGCCUCUGUUUCUUUGGUAUAUCUACAAAUGAUUCGGAUGUUGAAUCUGAAAAGGGAGGAAAUGGGGCAGCUAGCGGCAGCGGUGUUGGUGGUGGAGAAGGUGAUUUAGUUGCCAUUGAUAAAGGGUUUAGUUUCGAGCUUGACGAACUGUUAAGAGCAUCAGCUUAUGUAUUGGGAAAGAGUGGAUUAGGAAUUGUAUACAAAGUUGUUCUUGGCAAUGGUUGUCCUGUUGCAGUUAGGCGAUUAGGGGAAGGAGGAGAACAGAGGUAUAAGGAAUUUGUUGCUGAAGUUCAAGCCAUUGGAAGGGUUAAACAUCCAAAUAUCGUCAAAUUGAGAGCUUAUUAUUGGGCUCCUGAUGAAAAGCUUCUCAUUAGUGAUUUCAUCUCUAAUGGCAAUUUGGCAUCUGCUCUUCGAGGGAAACCAUCAUCCAACUUGACAUGGUCAACUAGGCUCAGCAUAGCAAAAGGAACCGCAAGAGGAUUAGCCUACCUCCAUGAAUGUAGCCCAAGAAAGUUUGUUCAUGGUGAUAUAAAACCAUCAAACAUCCUUCUCGACAAUGAUUUCCAUCCCUACAUAUGUGAUUUCGGUCUCACCAAACUAAUAACCAUCACCGGAAACAACCCCUCUUCCUCCGGCGGUUUCAUAGGAGGAGCACUUCCUUACCUAAAGUCAGUCCAACAAGACCGUUCAUCAAACAACUACAAGGCACCGGAGGCUAGAGUCACCAAUACUCGACCUACACAAAAAUGGGACGUGUAUUCUUUCGGGGUGGUGUUGCUUGAGUUGUUAACGGGGAAGUCGCCGGAUAAUUCGUCGCCAGGUCAGGCGACGUCAACAUCGACGGAGAUACAAGAUUUGGUGAGGUGGGUAAAGGAAGGAUUUGAAGAAGAAAAAAGAACAUUGUCGGAUAUGGUUGAUCCUUGUUUGCUUCAUGAAUUGGAUUGUAAGAAGGAAAUGAUGGCGGUUAUUCAUGUGGCGCUUGCGUGUUGUGAAUCGGAUGCGGAGACGAGGCCGAGGAUGAAAACUGUGCUGGAAAAUCUUGAAAAGAUAUAGGAAAUUAAGCAAAUACUUUUGAUUUGAUGACAUAUAUUUGUCUAAUUUGUUGUUUCCUUUUCUAUAAACAUAUAAAAAAAAUGUUAUAAAAUUGCUUUGCAAGCAUUAUAAUAAUAAUAAUCUACUCUUAUAGUUAUUAUGGUAUC